AUGAGAUUUGCGCUGUGGCAAGUCAAGAUGCGGGCGAUUCUGGCACAAUCUUCGGAUCUUGAUGAGGCGUUGGAUGGUUUCGGAGGCAAAGGGCAUAAGUCAUGGACCGCUGAAGAGAAGCGGAAGGAUCGUAAGGCUCUGUCUCUGAUUCAACUUCAUCUACAUAAUGAUAUUUUGCAAGAAGUGCUGCAGGAGAAAACUAUCGUAGAACUUUGGCUCAAGCUAGAAUCGAUCUGCAUGUCUAAGGAUCUAACCAGUAAGAUGCACGUGAAGAUGAAGUUGUUCAUGCACAAGCUGCAAGAAGGUGGUUCGGUGAUGAACCACUUAUCGAUCUUUAAGGAGAUUGUUGCCGACCUAGUGUCGAUGGAGGUAAAAUAUGAUGAUGAACAUUUUGCUCUUCUACUGUUAUGCUCAUUGCCUAGUUUGUUUGCAAAUUUCCGAGAUACCAUACUAUUAAGCCGUGAUGAACUAACCCUUACGAAAGUAUAUGAGGCCCUCCAGUCGAGGGAGAAGAUGAAAGGUAUGGUUCAAUCUGAUGUGUCAUCCUCCAAGGGUGAAGUGUUGCGGGUUAGAGGCAGGCCUGAGCAGAAAACCUACAACAACAACAAUAUUCGAGACAAGAGCAAAAACGGUAAAGGUCGUUCGAAGUCCAGAGGCAGUGAUAAGUUCUGCUGGUAUUGUAAGAAAGAUACUCAUGUCAUUGAGGAUUGUUGGAAGCUGCAGAAUAAGGAGAAAAGAAAUGGUACAUAUAAACCAAAAAAUAAAUCCGAUGGUGAUGGUAAGGCCUCUGUUGUCUUCACUACUGCUGAUGGUUCUGAUUCAGGAGACGUUCUUGUUGUUUUUGCUGGUUGUGUUGCUGGUCGUGAUGAAUGGAUACUUGAUUAUGCAUGCUCAUUUCAUAUAUGCUCUAACAGAGAUUGGUUCAGUUCUUACGAUUCUGUGCAGAGUGGAGAUGUCGUGCGUAUGGGAGAUAACAACCCACGUGAGAUCGUGGGCAUUGGCUCUGUUCAUAUCAAGAUGCAUGAUGGCAUGAUACGCACACUGAAAGAUGUGAGACACAUACCAGGGAUGGCCAGAAAUCUAAUCUCCCUCAGCACACUUGAUGCCAAGGGGUACAGACACUUCGGUUCAGAUGGAGUGUGUAAGGAGUUGAAAGUUAUGAUAGAAAGGCAAACUGAAAAGAAGUUGAGAGUUUUCAGUUACACUGCUUAUGCUCAUGUUGAUAAUGGAAAGCUAGAACCUAGAGCCAUUAAGUGUCUGUUUCUUGGUUAUGGUUCUAGAGUUAAAGGAUAUAAGUUAUGGAAUCCUGAAACUAAAAAGAUUUUCAUGAGCAGGAGCGUUGUUUUCAAUAAAUCUGUUAUGUUUAAUGACAGCUUGUCCACAAAUAUUUCUCCAGUUGGUUCUGAUGAGGAGCAGCAACAUGUUAGCGUGUAG
Messenger RNA from Miscanthus lutarioriparius, 1434 nucleotides. NCBI's taxonomy places the organism in Eukaryota, Viridiplantae, Streptophyta, Magnoliopsida, Poales, Poaceae. The record is from the annotation of a GenBank genome assembly.